AUUGAACAUCCACAAACUUCAGCGUUCUUCAUUAAAAAAAAAAUUAAAAAAACGGUGUGCUUGAGUUUUUUAGGAGAUCCACAGUUUAGAUUUCGUUGACUUGUUUCUUUUGCUUGUUUAUUCUGGAGGUUUUGGUUAGAGAGCUGACUAUGGCAAUGGAAUUGGAAGAAGGUUUCAUUGUAGCAGCAAGUUGCAUAGGCUUCAUCUCUGUUUGUAAAGCUUUCAUCAACUUUGUGAGAUGGGUAUGGGUCAUGUUUCUGAGAUCCCCAAAGAAUCUCAAGGACUAUGGCUCUUGGGCUAUCGUCACCGGCUCUGCUCAAGGAAUUGGCAAAGUGCUUGCCUUGGAGUUGGCUUCGAAGGGUCUUAACCUUGUCCUGAUUGAUAAAAACCAUUCAGCGCUCGAAGCUACCUCCAAUGAAAUACAUGAAGAAUUUGGUGGAAGAGUCGAGAUUAAGAACAUGGUGAUCGACUUGGCCAAAUUGAGCGGCAAGGAAAUAGCUAAUGCCAUAGAGGAUGGGAUAAGAGGACUAGAUGUUGGUGUUUUGAUUAACAAUGCAGGGAUAGGUUACCCUUAUGCCAGGUUUUUUCAUGAGGUUGAUUUGGAACUCAUGGAGAAUAUUAUUAAGGUGAACUUGGGAGCAGUAACUUGGGUGACUAGGGUAGUGCUUCCAGGAAUGCUCAAGAAGAAGAAAGGAGCAAUUCUCAAUAUUAGUUCCAAUUCAAGUCAGCUCCCUUCUUUUCCUCUAUACACUCUUUAUUCUACAACCAAAGCGUACAUUUCCAUGUUCUCAAGAUGCAUUAGUUUGGAAUACAAGCAGCAGGGAAUUGACAUUCAGUGUCAGAUUCCUUUUUUCGUGGCAACGAGUUUGACAAAACAUUUGAGGGGACUUUCCUGGUUUAUGUCAUCACCAGAGAAAUUUAGCAAAGCAAGCGUUCGCUGGAUUGGUUAUGAGCCUGUGUGUAACCCCUACUGGUGGCACUCUGUGCAGUGGUUCAUAUUACGUGUGGCCUCACCGGAUGAGUUAUUGAAUGCCAUCAUUUACUGGAUCUGCAUUCGGGUCAGAAAGAGAGGCCAAAUGAAGGAGGCACAGAGCAAGAAGAUGCAUCAACAGGAAAAUGCAUCGUGAAGUGUACAAGUAUUUGAUCAUAUAUGUUUUACUGAGGUUGGCUUUAUCAUAAAGGAGUAUAAUGUAUCUCCCAUCUUCUUUUUCCUUUGGGUACAUUUUAGACGAGAAAUUGAACUAAUGAGGAGCUAGCUACCGGAUUCAAUCUAUAUCAAAGGUGGUUGGAUUCAGGCUCCUCACCAAUAAUGUAUCUGAUGGCUUGGGUGUGUAUUGUGUCACAAUCCUGUUAGUAUUUGGAAUUAUUCAGGUGAUGAACCAAUAUUCUAGCUAUAACUCGGUCGAAGCAUGUACGUUUCCUGAUGCUAUCAUUUUUUGGAUGUGCAAGGGGAUCAGUAAGAGAGGCCAAAAUGAGGAGUCACAUUAGAUGCCCUGUUAACAGGUGAAUCUCCAUAUUUGAUCGAUGCAGUAAUUCUACCCAUCUUGUCUCAAACAUUAAAAUCAUGAGGGCAUUAUAGUGGUAUACAUAAGACCAAUGUAAUAUGGGUAAAACAUAUAUGUAAGUAUAUUAUUCA
Messenger RNA from Rosa chinensis, 1636 nucleotides. RefSeq names its product very-long-chain 3-oxoacyl-CoA reductase 1. Gene Ontology annotation, cellular component: endoplasmic reticulum. The transcript is spliced from 4 exons. The record is from RefSeq and is a predicted model, not a curated record. NCBI's taxonomy places the organism in Eukaryota, Viridiplantae, Streptophyta, Magnoliopsida, Rosales, Rosaceae. Gene Ontology annotation, molecular function: ketoreductase activity. Bases 150 to 1127 code for a protein of 325 amino acids.